Ictalurus punctatus (channel catfish) is the source of this 6772-nucleotide messenger RNA. It is a transcript of the gene iffo2b, whose product is annotated as intermediate filament family orphan 2b. NCBI's taxonomy places the organism in Eukaryota, Metazoa, Chordata, Actinopteri, Siluriformes, Ictaluridae. The record is from RefSeq and is a predicted model, not a curated record. The coding region runs from base 491 to 1972 and encodes 493 amino acids. The transcript has 10 exons.
GUGUCCGGUGCGGCGGGGGGGAGGCGGAGCGGUUGAUGCGGUAUCAGUGAGUCUGUUUAAAGAGCUGUAAUAAGAUCCAGAGGUGCUGUAAGAGUUGGAUAUAAACGCGAGACAAGUAACGUGCGCGGUUUAAACGUUCAGCAGCACUGUUAAGUAUCAGGAGGCCCUGAAUUACUGUCACCUCCGGCCGGAUACUGAUACUGCGGCAAGCGUAAAAGCAUCUCCUGAGUUGGAGUCGCGAGCUUUCCGCCGCAUCCCAGCGCUGGGUGAGGGAAAUGAGCUGAGACGGAGUCGACUCCUCUGUAUCAGCUAACGAAUUUCUUACCAAAAUGAGGAUUUUUAUGAUUGCGACAAAAUCCAACUAUCACUAGUGAUGGUGACAUCACGUGCACAAGGUGUUGCGGAUCCGGACAAUCUGAUCUCGGAGCUCUCGACUCUAAGCCUGUGUUAGCGACCUUGGAUUCGGAUACAGUCGGAUUCAGAUGAAAUUAUGAACUCGCUGCUUUUCGGAGACAUGUUGUCCGCAGGGAUGCUUGCCGCGCUGCCCGGAAGCGGUUCGGGCGCGAGCGCGCUGCGCGACGAUCUGGGCUCCAACAUUCACGUGCUGAAGACGCUGAACCUGCGUUUCCGCCGCUUCUUGGCCCGAGUGCACGAGCUCGAGCGCAGGAACAAGGCGUUGGAGAGCCAGCUGAAGCUUGCCGCCGAGAGAGUGACCUAUCACCCUCUGUUCACGCGCGACGUGGCCGUGCAGACCGACUCGACCGAGCCGAGGCUACCGGGCACCAUCUGGAGCUACACGCACGUGCGGCGACGCGGGGAGCGCGUGGAGACGCUGCACGGGCCCGGGGUGUCGUGGUCGCACCCGGACGGCGUGGGCGUGCAAAUAGACACAAUCACACCCGAGCUCAGGGCACUGUACAACUUUCUGGCCAAAGUCAAGCGCGAGCGUGACGAGUACAGGACCAAGUGGCAGAUAGAGCUGUCUAGACGAGAGCAGAUGGAAACGAUGCUGGAGACACUGCAAGAGAGCGCUCAGGAGUCAGAGUCCAUUCAGGAAGAGCUGAGGAAUAAAGUGGAGCGAUUAAAGGCUGAACUGGUGGUCUUCAAAAGCCUCAUGAGUGAUGGUGGCCGGCAUCCUGCUUCUCGUUCUAGAGCUGCAGAAAACAUGAGAAGGGUCCCUGAUCUGAAACAAAUGUCCGAGCUGGACUCUAAAAUCCAGGAGAAAGCCAUGAAAGUGGACAUGGACAUCUGCAGGAGAAUCGACAUCACGGCGAAACUCUGUGAUGUAGCGCAACAGAGAAAUUCUGAAGACAUAAUAUUCAAUGUCAGUCCGUCCAGGGCUCCAGCGGGGCCCGUGGCCUGUAGGAGAAAAGAGAAGAAGGCUUUGUCAGAUGAGGAAACCUCAGAGAUGGAUGCAGAUCCAAGCACGUCGGAAGAGGAAGCGGCGGGACCACUCAACAUCACGGACGAGAUGAAGCGCAUGCUCAAUCAGCUGCGGGAGAAUUUUGACAUCGACGAUGAUUGUGACAGUUUGACGUGGGAAGAAAACGAGGAAACGCUGCUGCUGUGGGAGGACUUCACCAACUACAACGUGCCGUUCAUCAGCACCACAACCAACGGUGCAGACUGUGAAGGAGGCAGCCAGGAAGCUGAUUGCAGUCUGGGAAGUCUCAUUGAUGAGACUGAGACGCUUUUCAAGACCAGGGAAGAGGAAUACCAGGCAACAAUCGGCCAGAUUGAGAUGGAGUUGGCUACAGCUAAGAGUGACAUGAAUCGGCACCUCCAUGAGUACAUGGAAAUGUGCAGUAUGAAGAGAGGGUUGGACGUACAGAUGGAGACAUGCAGGAGAAUGAUCAAGGGCGGGAGAAACUCUCCGUCCUUCAGCUCGGUGGCGAGCAGUGACUCAGGGAACACAGACGAGAUCCAGGAUGAGUCAGACAAGGAUGGAGACACAGAGGGGGCAAUCAGCUGAUAUUUACCCAGCCGGGUGACACCCUCCCCUCACGAGCUCCUAUCAGCUCCAAGGCCACUCAGCAUUUGGCCAAUGGUAUCGAGCAGGACCAGUCCAAAGGAACUCUGAUGGACAGGUCCCAUUUUCCUGUAGGUGCUUUAAAGUCUCCUUUCUAGUGGGGAAGGUGAAGAGGGACGUUCUCUUGCCCCUUGAGCAUUGUGCCUCUGCAACGAUAUCCAAGGGUGUUCUGUCAGUCUGAGCAAUCACAAGCUUCAUUUACAAUCUGUUUUCCAGAGUAGGCAACCCAAAUUGUACCUUUUAAACCACAUUUCAGUAUCAGUAUCAAGACCCAACAGAAAUUUACAGUCAUAAAGAGCCAUUUCGCAUGUAUGAAUCUUGGAUGGGUUGGAUAUCCAUUAAGAUGCCAGAAUGAUUAUAUUUUCUGUCUUUUCUACAAUGCUGUAUUAUUCAGAAGGCAGAAUAAUAGCUUUGAUGGCCUUCUGCUGCCUCUAAACACUAAUUAACAAAAACCCAGUAGCGUGUGUGUGGACGGAAUGCAGCACAGCUCAAGAUAUCUCUAAGGUCUAUGCAAAUGGUUAGCCUUAUUUCAUGUUUUCAUCUUAUCCGAUGAUAUGUGUAUCCUAAUUGCCAUCUUUGCUGGGAAUACAGUUCUCGCCAUCGUAACGAGUGCUUCUAGUGGAAAUCAUGAGGCCUGUAAUGUUUACAAGCUCUUAGAGGGAGCUGUGGUGUGGUAUAGGUGCCUACUCAAGAGUACUACACUUUAAAAAAUAAAAAAAAAAUAAAAAAUUUAAAAAAAGGGGUUCUGUGUUCAAAUAUCAUAAUUCUCGAUUGAAAAGAGCUAUGUGCCUGAUCUUAUGACUGGACUUUUUGAUUUUGAUGGCCUUAAUGUAUUCACUUGCUUUUUUUAAAAAAAACAAAUUGCAGCCUACAUAUUUGCUCGGAUAGACUUCUUGUUUUGUAUGUCUUAAUGUUUUUUGCUGUUUCUUCCAAAGACGAAGCUGCCUUAUUUUGUUAAGCGGCUUAAAUGAUUGUAAGAGAUUUCAGGUAGCAAUUCUUAUUGUAAAACGGACAUUUUUGUUGAGAGUAGGUUACGGUCACUACUGCUAAUAUAUUAAUUUAGUGAUGAUGACCAACCAGAUAUGCCAGCAUAAUUUCAACCAUAAUAUGUCUCACGUUUGGCCAGCAGAGUAAGAAAAGUUUAUCUCUGUAACUGGGCUCAAGAAUGCUAUUAGUAUUUCCAUACUACGAAUAUUGUUAUUUUUGCCUCUUUUUUUUUCCAUGUUUGACUUUUUGACAUUUAUGUUGUAUACAAAAGUUUUCAAACAUAUUUUUGCAUGUUCAUUUAAAUGUCAUUUAUGUUUGUUUUCUCUAGGAUUUCUUGUGUUCAUAUUUAAACUGUCUAUUUAAACUGGUGUAAAAAGGAGGUCCUGACAUUAAUAACAAAUGAUUGGUUGUAAAACGAUGCACAAAACAGCAAAAUGCAGUUGCGAUCAUUUGAGCCUCCAUAAUUCACAGAGAUGAAUCCAUCUUAUUCAGUUUUUAUUAUACUGUAUUAUAUUCUACUUCUUAAAAGUCGUUAUAGAAUUUCCUAUGAAAGAAAUCAAAGACCUGCUUAGGGUUUUAUACGAAUGUCCUUUUUUUUUUUUUUUUUUUUUUUUUUUUAAACAAUAUUCCAAUAUUCAGGGUCAUUUGGAUGCUUUUUUCUGCUAAAUAAGUCAUGCACUAAUCAAAAUUUUGCUUUUUACCCUCAAACAAUGCUUAUUUUUUAUAUUGUUUAACGCAAUAACAGGAAGACCAUACUGCAUUUCUUUGUGCCAGAAACAACAAUAGAAGUCUCAGUAGAGACUUCCUUUUUGUCACAGUGAAAUGUAAAUAUAACGUUUACAUGAACGUAAAAGAGAUCUAGGAAAAUAUUGUCCAGUUUAAAGGUGCAGUUUGUAAAAUUAUAGACCUAUAAAAAAAAAAAAAUCAUAUAACAAUUAGACAAUUUCAAACAUACCUUUCUUGACAUUUGCCACACUGAUAUGCAACAGAUCUGGCUAGUUUCUUCAUUUAAUGCUUCUGUUGGCAUUUUGUCCGUCCUUGAAAUUUGAAAUGGAACUUCUCAGCUAUGUCUCUUUUCCUUAAAAGGCAACUCACAGGGAUACAUAGCUUCAAUAGUGGAUUUGUUGGGUUGAGGGGAAGGGAAAAGCUUGUCAGUUUUCACUCCAGUUCCAGUUCACCAGUGCACCAGAAAGUGCAAUAAAUUACAAACUGCUCCUUUAAGUGCAUGUUACAAUGGUAACUAAGUAUUAGGUUAAGGUUUAAGAUUUUGUGCUCGUGACCACAAGGCUGUGAGUUCACUUCCCAGGGUUGCCACUGAUGGGUUCUUGAACAAGACCCUUAACAAACUGGCUGUUUCACUUUGUAAGUUGCUUGUAAGCUACAUAUGAAUGUGCUGAUACAAAUGAAUUUCUGUCAUGUAGACACUGGAGCUUUAUUGAAGUAGCAGUAAAGAGAUGGCCUGAAGCUCCUUGUGGUGGGUUUAAAAAAAAAAAAAAAAAAUUUAUAAGAAACAUCUUUGCAUCAUUUUGUGUGCCACAUUCACCAUUACUCUUAUCAUUUGAACUCCUGAUACCUCAAUCACUGGAUAUACAUUACAUCCAUGUAGACACAUCAUCUAUAAAUAGUUUCGGUGUGCAAUAUUAUGCAUUCCAGUAUUGUUUUUAACAUACCUUCCUUGACUUCCCCUCACCACUUGCCUAUUAGUUAUUAAGCAAAACUUACCCAGAAUCUGAUUGUUGAGUGAAACUAUACAUACUUGAUAUUCUUGAAAAAUAUCAAACUUCCAUCCAUCCAUCCAUCCAUCCUCAACCACUUAUCCGUAGUCGGGUCGCGGGAAAAUGUCAAACUGGAUUUUAUGUAGCCAUCUACUACAUUCAUGUGCGAUAGCUGAUGUUAUUUAAUUCACUUAAUACUGCUAGCUUAUUAGCAUACUGACUAGGUAGAACCCUAUUUAGCUAGUUAAAAUGAGAUAGACCAGGAAAACUUAUCAUUUGCUUCAUCAGAGACAGCAGUUUUUGAAUUACAGGUGAGCCAAAAAGUACAUGAACUCCCCUAAGAGCAAUAAAAGCAUAGGGGGGCACAAAAGCAAUAAUUUAUAGGAGUUAUACUAAGCCCAUCUAUCCCAAGGCAAAGGAGUCUCCUUUCUAUUCAUUGACCAUAAAUUAAAGUUGAACACAAUAUAAGUCCUUAUGAGCUCUUAGUGGAAUUACAUUAUUUUAUUUUGCUUUUUAUUGAAUUGAUAUUUGUUUGUCAAUACGCUACUACAAGAAAAAACUGAAUGGAGAAAAACACUUUCAAAUGAAAAAUACCAUUCAGUAGACUACAAUUGUAUAAAUAAUGGGUUUACAUGCAUGUGAACGAGAUAUUGGUAUAGACUGUACUGUUUAAAAGUGCAGUUUUUUCAAUGUAAAUGUGCUAUAGACCUAUACCCAUCAUAUCAUUUUAAAACCUACCUUGGAAAAACUGAUUUGCCACACUGACUUGCAACAGAUCUGACAACAGAUCUGCCCUGAAAUCUAAAAUGGCAACUAAGGAAGUAAGCACUCACAUUCCGUUAUUUUGACACUGAAAGUCAAAUACUAAAAAUAAAAUGACAAAAAAUAAAUAAAUACAGCCCCUUCUUUCAAUUGUCCUCCAAUUGUACACGUUGCAUCAACAUGGUCCUCAUCAUUUUGUUUUUAUCCUGUUUUCAGAGCCUUGGAGCACCACAUAGACCAAACAUUGUUCUCAGAGCAGAUAUUGUAUUACAAACUAUAGGACAAGAAGUUUAAUAUUACCAAAUGUCCGCACUUACUGACCGGCCCUUUAAACUGUGAUUUGGCGGUGGUGUAACAGUUAACAACUGAUAAACCUGAUCACUAGUGUACUUUCAUCCCAUUGUGCUGAAAGUGGCCACUCGUGUAGUCUGAAUGGGAAGUCAACAGGUGAACAUUAAAACCCAUACUGGAGUGCAGGAACAGUCUUCCAGUUUUAAGUUCCUCUUUGACAAAAAGAAAUCUGCUCCUUGUAGUAUUGCUUUCCUGAACACCAGGUGAUGAAUGUAUUAAGCAGUGAUGCAAUGGUUCAUUGUUUUUAUUGUAAAGCUUCAUGAUAUGAACAAAAUUCUGUAUUGCCUCAAAUGACAUGUUUCAUGAUUAUUUAAUUCUUUAAGAUGAUUACAGGACAAAAUAAAACGACGAUGGACUAAUCAGUUGCUCAUGAAACUCUUCUGUCAUAUUGCUGUGUUAUAUUAUGAAAAUGCAAAUAAUAUAUUGUCCAUCAUUACCUCGUUGAAUUGUAUAAUGUGCUUGGUCUUUCUUUAUCAAAUGGUGACAGUUUGAGACAAAUAUUAAGUAAGAAGUCAACAUUAUCUCUAUGGUUAAGCUUCAGAAACUGAAUACAGUCAUGUCUGAGCCUAAUUUGGAAAAUUGUAUUAAAUAAUUUUUUUUAAACUAGAAAUACUAUUGAAUGAUUAUCUGUAUUACAGACUUUUCCAGUAUCUCACAGCCAUGAUUUUCACCAGUAAUAUGUCUUUCAGUGUGUCUCAAUGCCCACAUAUCAAUAUUUCCUUUUCUGCAUCUUUAUUUGCAAUGUCCACAAUUAGACAUAUAUAUUUGAAAAUGAGUUGUUAUUUGUUAAUGUUUUAAAUAUGUAAGCCUUUGCAAUCUGGUGUGAGGGAUGUAAAGAUGUCUCCAAAUAAUUAAUGUGGUUGGUGCUGGGGUUUUAACACACAAAAAAAAAAAAUAAAAUAAAAUAAAAUAAAAGGUUUAUUUCUGA